AUGACCGGGCCGUCGUCCUCUUCCUACCCCAGCCACCUCCCGCCGCCAGCCGCCGCGGAUUCGCCGGAAUUUGGAGAUGAAGCGGCCGACGUCGUCCAAACUUCAACGCCGUCGAUCUCCCUCCUCCGGCCACCAUUUCCGUCGACCCAUGUAUGGAUCUUGAACCUCUCGAGCUUCACUGUUUUGGGCACUGGUGAAGCCAAAGCCGUGUUGAACUAUGAGGAAGAUGUUGCUACCUACACAAUAAAAGCAGCAACAGAUCCAAGGGUUGCCAACCGUGUCAUCGUUUACAGGCCACAAGGAAACAUUGUGUCCCAGUUGGAUUUGAUUUCUUCUUGGGAGAAGAAGACAGGAUGCACUCUUACAAGGAGCUAUGUCUCAGAAGAAGAAAUACUCAAGCUCUCUGAGACCCUCCCUUCCCCGGACAACAUAGCGGUGUCAAUUCUGCACAACAUAUUCAUUAAAGGAGAUCAAAUGAGUUUUGAACUAACAGAAAAUGACCUAGAGGCCUCCGAGUUAUAUCCUGAUUACAAGUACACUUCCAUUGAUAGCUUCCUCGACAUUUGCCUGGUGGAUCCUCCCAAGCCAAAAUUAGCAGCAUUUGAAUGACUGGUUUCUUUUUGGAUAAAAUGGAAAACUACUAUCCUUAUUACUAUUUUAUACUUUCUUGUUUGUAUUUGUGAAUGUUGGCCACUAUCUACGUGCAAUAUGAUAAUGUGGUAGUUAUAU
Messenger RNA from Prunus persica (peach), 729 nucleotides. Its product is annotated as isoeugenol synthase 1. The transcript has 4 exons. The record is from RefSeq and is a predicted model, not a curated record. The coding region runs from base 1 to 609 and encodes 202 amino acids. NCBI's taxonomy places the organism in Eukaryota, Viridiplantae, Streptophyta, Magnoliopsida, Rosales, Rosaceae.